CAUUCAUCCAUGCAAUCGUUGAAGAUUCGCUCUCUUUCUCUCGCUUUCUGACAACAAUCAUUCGCAGUUGCCAUCUUCUCUCAUCCUUCUUGCCUCUGUUCGAUAUCCCUCCGCUAAAUUUGUCGAGCGUAUCAAUUCACCGUAAACAUUUCCAUAUACUUCCUCUUUAAAUUGCAGCAAGAUCGACCUAAUCUUUCACUCGAAUUCCACAGAAACUUCCCUCCGAAAAAAGAAAAAAAAAAAAACUUACCAUAAUCAGUGACCAUCUCCGUGUUAUAUAUCAACAUCCUUCCGCUUCCUUUGGAGAUUCACGUGCGCUCUGUCAUUUUUCCAGUCCUGCAUAGCUUCGUUCUGUUCAUCCCUUUCGUUUGAAUCGUUCCCCGUUUUCGUUGUCCGCUGAUAAUGGCCCCACCGAACGCCCAGAAGAAUCACUUCAACCUCUCAGGCGGCAAGCUCUCGGUCGACGGCGUCCCCGUCCUCACCGACGUCCCCAGCAACGUCUCGCUGACCCACUUCUCCUCCACCCGCCGCUCCUCCGACGCGCCCAUCCCCUUGCUCCUCCGCGUGGACUCCACCGCCAGCCGCGGCUGCUUCCUCGGGUUCGCCCAGGACAGGCCCUCCGACCAGCUCACGAACUCCCUCGGCAGGUUCUCCGACCGGGAGUUCCUCAGCAUCUUCCGGUUCAAGACGUGGUGGUCGACCAUGUGGGUCGGGUCGUCCGGGUCGGACCUCCAGAUGGAGACCCAGUGGGUCCUGCUCAACGUCCCGGAGGCCUCGUCCUACGUCCUGAUCCUCCCCAUCGUGGAGGGGCCCUUCCGGUCGGCCCUCCACCCGGGGCGGGACGGGCACUUCACCAUCUGCGCGGAGAGCGGGUCCAAGCGAGUGACCACCUCGUCCUUCGACGCGAUCGCGUACGUCCACGUGUCCGACAACCCGUACAACGUGAUGAGGGAGGCCUACAGCGCCAUCCGGGUGCACCUCAACACCUUCAAGCUGCUGGAGGAGAAGACCGUCCCGCCGCUCGUGGACAAGUUCGGGUGGUGCACGUGGGACGCCUUCUACCUCACCGUCGACCCGACCGGGGUCUGGCACGGGGUUCAGGAGUUCGUCGAAGGAGGGGUGUCUCCGAGGUUCCUGAUCAUCGACGACGGCUGGCAGAGCAUCAACCUCGACGGGCAGGACCCGAACAAGGACACCAAGAACUUGGUCCUGGGCGGCACCCAGAUGACCGCGAGGCUCUACCGGCUGGACGAGUGCAAGAAGUUCAGGAAGUACCGGGCCGGGUCGAUGCUCGGUCCCGACGCGCCAUCCUUCGACCCGAAGAAGCCCAGGAUGCUGAUCAAAAAGGCCAUCGAGGUCGAGCACGCAGAGAAGGACCGGGACAAAGCGGUCCAGUCCGGGGCCAAGGAUCUGGCCGAGCUCGAGUCGAAGAUCGAGAAGCACAAGAAAGAGAUCGACGAGCUGUUCGGAGCAGAGGAAAACGGACAGGACUCUAGCGGCGCGGGAGGGUGCGGGAAAUGCGCCUGCAAGAGCGAGAGCUACGGGUUGAAGGCCUUCACCAGGGACCUGAGGAAGAAGUUCCCGGGCCUCGACGACAUAUACGUGUGGCACGCGCUGUGCGGUGCUUGGGGCGGGGUUCGACCCGGGUCUACCCAUCUGAAGUCGAAGGUCGUCCAGACCAAGCUCUCCCCGGGACUCGGCGGGACCAUGACCGACCUCGCCGUGGUGAAGAUCGUCGAGGGCGGGAUCGGGCUCGUCGAUCCCAGCCAAGCCGGAAAUUUCUACGACUCCAUGCACUCCUACCUCGCUAGCGUCGGCAUCACCGGAGUCAAGGUGGACGUCAUCCAUACUCUGGAGUACGUGAGCGAGGACUAUGGAGGCAGGGUGGAGCUCGCGAAGGCAUACUACAAGGGCCUAAGCGAUUCGCUUGCCAAGAACUUCAAGGGAAGCGGGCUCAUCUCGAGCAUGCAACAGUGCAACGACUUCUUCUUCCUCGGGACGCGACAGAUCUCCAUUGGAAGAGUAGGGGACGAUUUCUGGUUCCAGGACCCGAACGGCGACCCGAUGGGGGUGUACUGGCUGCAAGGCGUGCAUAUGAUCCACUGCGCCUACAACAGCAUGUGGAUGGGGCAGAUUAUCCAGCCCGACUGGGACAUGUUCCAGUCGGACCACCUGUGCGCCAAGUUCCAUGCAGGGUCGCGGGCCAUCUGCGGCGGGCCGGUCUACGUGAGCGACUCCGUCGGCGGCCACGACUUUGAGCUCAUCAAGAAGCUCGUUUACCCGGACGGGACCAUCCCCAAGUGCCAGCACUUCGCCCUGCCCACCAGGGACUGCCUCUUCAGGAACCCCCUCUUCGACAACAAGACCAUCUUGAAGAUUUGGAACUUCAACAAGUACGGCGGCGUGAUCGGGGCGUUCAAUUGCCAAGGCGCCGGCUGGGACCCCAAGGAGCAGAGGAUCAGGGGCCACUCCGAGUGCUACAAGCCGAUGUCCGGGUCGGUCCACACCACCGACAUCGAAUGGGACCAGACCAAGGGCUCGACCCAAAUGGGCACAGCCCCGGAGUUCGCGGUCUACCUCGGCCAAGCUGAUCAGCUCAUCCUGACCGCCCCGACUUCCGACCCGAUCGACAUCACCAUCCAGCCAUCUUGCUUCGAGAUCUUCAGCUUCGUGCCCAUCAUGCACCUCGGACCUAGCAGCACCAAAUUCGCACCCAUCGGACUGACCAACAUGUUCAAUUGCGGUGGCACGAUAAUAGAUUUGGACUACCCCGAUUUCGGGGCUACUGUCAAGGUUAAAGGCGGGGGCGUGUUCUUGGCAUAUUCGAGCGGGGUGCCCAAAAAGUGCACAGUGAACGGCGCCGUGGCCGAGUUCGGGUGGUCGCCGGAGGACGGCAAGCUGACCGUCGAUCUCCCUUGGGUCGAGGAACAAGGUGGCGUCUCGACCAUGGGUCUCGUCUUCUAAAUCAAUUCGAGCCCGUGUUAUUAAUCAUAAUGUUAUUAAUUUAUAUCUAUGCCCCAAGAGGAGGUUUAAUUUGAGAUGAGCGUUUUUAAUUUGUAGUCUGGCAAGCCAGUCCGUUCAAUGUAAUUAAGAGAAUAUAUGGGUGUGAAUAAUCAUCCAUAUAACUCUUAUAUGUCAAUUAAAAGUUUAUUUUGUAUUUUCCUUC
This is a messenger RNA of Eucalyptus grandis, 3166 nucleotides long. Its product is annotated as stachyose synthase. The coding region runs from base 403 to 2964 and encodes 853 amino acids. The transcript has 4 exons. The record is from RefSeq and is a predicted model, not a curated record. NCBI's taxonomy places the organism in Eukaryota, Viridiplantae, Streptophyta, Magnoliopsida, Myrtales, Myrtaceae.